AUGUCGGCCUCGUUCGACCCGUACGACUGGGCAUCGUUUUACUUCGGCAAGAUGGGACGCGAUGAAGCGGCUCGCCUGCUGUCGGAGACUGGCGUAGCUAUAGGCACUUUCCUUCUGCGUGACAGCUCAAGGCCAGGCGAUUAUUCGUUGAGUGUGAGGGAGUCGGAUGAAGAAAACAAAGUCCGUCAUUAUCUUAUCGAAGAGAAGUUUGGUGAGAAUGGCGUGAAGCAGGUCAAGAUUGCUGAUCACGACUUCAUGGAUAUACCAACGUUGCUAAAUCAUUUCAAGAUACAUAUUCUUGAUAAAACAUCACUCACAAUUCCCUAUCGCAAAGGACAAAUCGAACAGGUGGUUGGUUUGUAUCGUUUCGAAGGAGAACGUGACACGGACCUGCCAUUCGAGGUUGGAGAAACCUUAGAAAUUAUAGGAAAGCCCGAAGAAGGAUGGUGGCAAGCAAGAAACGCUUUAAAUGCUACAGGUUUAGUACCUGCAACCUAUGUGAGACCAAUUGAUGAAAAUGGCGACCGUCAACUGAAAGGUCAUAGUCAGUCGUCGAUAGGUAGUUCCUUGGCCGACGAACGGUUCAGUGGUGUUUCCACAAACAGCGACCCUCUUGAAGACCGGUACGAGCCACCUCUACCAGCCGACGCAAAGGCCAUCUACGAUAGACAACCAAACGCGUAUGAUCGAACUCAGCUCAAACUAAAGGUGCUUAAUUUGAAGUUUCAUGCUGGUUUAUUGACUUUAUUUAGUGCAUUCAAGCGGAAAGGGCAGUCAGUCCGAAUUACGAAGAAGCUCACGAACGGAAUGUACGAGGGCGUGUCGGAUGGACGUGUUGGUAUCGUGCCCUUCACAUAUGUACGCUUUGCUAAAGCAGAAUCAAAUGCAGAAGCCAUGAAGAUAUUCAACUGCUCCGGUCAUAAAGGGUAUGGUGUACGAGCUGUGCGAGAGAUUCCGAAGGGUGCAUUCAUUUGCGAAUACGCUGGCGAAAUUUUGAAUAAAGACGAAGUUGAACGAAGGGCGAUUUCUGCUUAUGAUCAUAACUAUACGUUAACAAUUAAAGAACAUGGAGAAGGAGGUAUUGUGACGACCUUUUUUGAUCCGCGACUGCGUGGCAACCUUGCUCGCUUUAUUAAUCACGCUUGUGAGCCGAAUCUUUCUAUAGUGAUCGUUCGAAUUGGGUAUACUGUUCCGCAUGUGGGGUUGUUUUCAAACAGGUAUGUUGAUAAUCCAAGCAGGAGAAGAGAUAUGUUACGAUUACGGUACCUCGACCUUAUCGUCGGAAAGCGGAAAGCAAUGUCUGUGUGGAUUUCCAUCCUGCAGAAAGUACCUUCCAAUGUCAGCUACCGCUUCAGAAUAAUGGAACUGUCUCUUAAGUUUUACAUAGAAACCAUGGGUCGACAUAAGAAAAUUCCAACGAAGAAUCGCAAGAAGCUGAAAUCGGUCGAUCCGUUCAACAAGAAGGCACCAGCAUUGAAGGCUCUAGCAAUGAGUAAAAUCAAUUGGGAACCUAAAGAUGAUGUACAGCCAGUGCCUCGAUCAUUGCUGGAGUUGCAGAAAAGUAAGGAAGAAGCACUCAUCGGCAAAACGGAGGUGAAGAAACGGAAACAGCGCAAAAACAAAGUCCUGGGUAUCAUCUACUUUACUUCAGCUGAAGCGGAGAAGAUCGGUAUUCGGAAAGGUCGCUUCGAAACUAUCCCACAUUUUGUGCGCCGUGUCGAACGAAUGACUUACGCUGCUGUAAAAGAUCACGAAAUGCUGGUCAAACAAGGCUUGGCUGGACGGGCCGAGUCAGAAAUCGCAGCUGAUUUCAAACUGUUGGAAGAGAAGGAGAAAAGAGCGAAGGAGCAAAAGAAGAAUGAGAUUCAAAAUAAAAUAAAAGCUGCCCGAGAGAAACGAGAACGCGAGGCGAAGAUCAAAGAGGGAAAACUGAAACAGAAGGAGGAGAGAAAGAAUAAGCGAAAGGCAGAAGCUCAUGGAGAUGAAGAUAUGGUCGAAGUGGUAGUGGAAAAAGACGAAAAAAGUGACACUUUGGUGGACGUGGAAUCGACUUCGAAAGGGACUGGCGACGACGACAUGGUACUGAAAAAGAAGAAAAGAAAGUUGGGAGGAACGGAUAAGAUUCGUGAAAAGAAGAGGUUAGCUGCUGAGCAGGACCGGAAAGAAGCGAUUCUGAAUCAGAGAGAAGUCAUCGCGUUCGGUGAACGCUACGAUGCACCGCCAGAGUUCAAAGGUGCGAUGAAGAAAGAAAUGAAUCCGCUUAUGGCAAAGGCCGGUGCUAAAAAAUUGCUUCUACAUUCGCUCCUUCAACAGGGCUCAAACAGCUCGAAAACGAAGUAUUUGGAGGACGAUAAACGAGAAAAGCCAGGAGAACUGGACCGCCAACGAGUGAUUGAAGCAUAUCGAGAAAUGAAACGAAAAAGAAGAAUUACAGCUGCAUAA
Molecule: messenger RNA, 2442 nt
Organism: Ostertagia ostertagi
Lineage: Eukaryota; Metazoa; Nematoda; Chromadorea; Rhabditida; Trichostrongylidae
Source: the annotation of a GenBank genome assembly